CGCCUCUUACGGCGUGGAUUCCAAACAAAGCAUUCUACGGUUUCCAACCGACCAUUGCCACCCCUUCCCUUUUGACAAGCACAUCAUGAGUGACAACGCAGAAUACAAGGAGGCAUUCGCGCUAUUUGACAAGCGAGGCAAGGGCGCAGUGCCAAGAGAGACGCUAGGAGACCUUCUUAGAGCACUCGGCCAGAAUCCUACGCAAGCUGAGGUCGCCGAGAUCGUAGCAUCAGCUCCUCGAGAUGUCGACUACAAGACAUUUCUGACUAUCUUGAACCGUCCCGACGGUUUCAAGCCGGCUGGUACACCGGAGGAGUUCAUUCGUGGUUUCCAGGUCUUUGACAAGGAGCACAAUGGCUUUAUCGGUGCGGGUGAGCUGCGCUAUGUCCUCACGCAGUUGGGAGAGAAAAUGACGGAUGAAGAGGUGGAUGAGCUGUUGAAGGGUGUGCAAAUUGGAGCGGAUGGCAAUGUAAACUAUGAAUCCUUUGUACGCACUAUCCUUAGCCAGUAGGCCUGUGGCGCAUAUAUGAUAUUGUCAUGAUUCCCCUUUGUCUGUACUUGAAGUAAUCGACGCGUACCCAUCCUUCUUUCAAAUCGUACCAUAAGCUUCGUAUAUUUGUGUCGAUGGCCGGAACAUCUCGAGUCUCUUCGAAGUACUUAUGUCGUUAUUAGUCUUAAAGUUGAAAUUGAACUCGCUCUAAGGGGCCAUUAUGAGUGUUUUGCCUACAUACGUUUAUUUACCCCCAAAUUACAUUGUAACCAUCGUGUCUACACACGUACAACUGUUCUCCAUUCCAAAACGCUUCUUAGCAUCCGUUCCAUGUAUGAAAUUAUGC
Molecule: messenger RNA, 836 nt
Organism: Guyanagaster necrorhizus
Lineage: Eukaryota; Fungi; Basidiomycota; Agaricomycetes; Agaricales; Physalacriaceae
Product: myosin regulatory light chain cdc4
Exons: 6
Coding region: 86-511 (141 amino acids)
Biological process (GO): mitotic actomyosin contractile ring assembly
Cellular component (GO): myosin II complex
Molecular function (GO): calcium ion binding
Source: RefSeq, a predicted model, not a curated record